Oncorhynchus mykiss (rainbow trout) is the source of this 4748-nucleotide messenger RNA. It is a transcript of the gene tmem200a, whose product is annotated as transmembrane protein 200A. The record is from RefSeq and is a predicted model, not a curated record. NCBI's taxonomy places the organism in Eukaryota, Metazoa, Chordata, Actinopteri, Salmoniformes, Salmonidae.
AUUUCAGUCAUAAGAGACGGUAGCAGCACCAUUAUGUACAAAAUAAGUUACAAACAAUGCAAAAAAAACAAAAUAGCACAAUUUGUUACGGGCAUGUAAAACGUCAGACAUUCUCUUCGGCGCCAUCUUAACAAUGCUGUCAAUCUCCCCAUUUGACAAACCCUGAGAAUUCCAAACAAGGACCAGAGGGGUUGGGAGACAGAAUAGGCGUAGCCCCUCUUUAAACUCCUUUCUCAGCCCCUCAACCCCAAAGGCUGAAGUGGAACCUAACAAUACUAGAAGUUUGGUUAGUCCCAUUUCAAAUGAGAACAUUUAGGCAGUAUCACAGUGGAGAAAUGAUUAUAAAAACCCAGCCACGUACACUUUAAGCCCUAGCUCUCUCGAAGCCCCGAGUGAAUAUGUUUUUUUUUUUUGGUAUCCAGUUGAGCCAGACUUGCAUUGCAUAAACACAGGAAAUGACAGACUCAAACAUCUGCAACAUUUCGAUAUAGAUCUCUGGGCUUUUAACCCUUUAAUUGCUCCUGCUACAAUAAGCUACAGUUGGUUGUUUACUCCGAGUGUGCUUGCUCAUCACAGCAUGUAGGCAGUAGGAACAGGGAAUGAGUUUAAUCUUGAUUCAGUGGCUAUAUAGGCUAUUAUGUCUGUGUUAUGGAGACAUUAUAAAUGAUUGCAUUCUUAAAUGGUCAUCAUCAAAGGAUUUGGUUAACUCAAUCAUUUGCAUCUCUAGAUUGAAAGCAACAUGCAGGGAGCUUAGAUUACUAUGUGUUAUCGAUAUUUGCAUCAAUUAUUGUCUUUGCAUUGGGGACACUGUAAACUAUUAUGGUAAUAUUGUAUUCAGAUGCUUGACUUCUCCACGCAUAAAUUAUUCAAAUAAGCUUUUUCUUGUUUUUUUCUACUCACUGUGGGAGUACAAUGCUUUUCCUGGUCUACAUCCCAAAUAAAUGCAUUAUUCCGAACUGAAGCCAGCUGGUGGAGAGAGCCUUUUUACAAGCUACCAUUCCAUGGAGGAAUAGAAAGUGGACAUGAUAAGGCGUCUUGGUAUAACUCCAAAAGAAUUCACAGAGCUUUGUCCCCAGAUGUGAAUACUUUAAAGUUAGUAGGCUAAACAGAACACGUAUUUGAUUGGUUAUAGUCGACUGUGUGUGGAUCACCGGAUCUUUAGUGACAAAAAGUUGAGACGGUUGACAGUAAAACAAUAGUAGACAUUCUCUGCGCCUUGCGCAGCUUGGAACAGUUAGUACAGACGUGUAGCCAACAGUCCAGGUGCGCGUUUUGGAAAUGGAGCGAAACAAUGAAAUCUUUUCUCUUUGGAAGUUUAUUCUUUUUCGUAUCGGCACUCGAUUAUAAAUGUAAUGGGAAUACAAACGGACUUAGCAAGCCAACCACGAGUGUCGAGAAACAUGGCUUGCGUUAUCAUUUUCCAUGCGUAAUGGGCAAAUAACACCAGCUAGAAAGAAGCACCAUAUUUUACAGGGCCGUGGACAGCGGUAGUGAUGAUUUCAGCUGGUGGAGUGAUUACGGGCCACCUUGCUGCACUGAAGAGGCAGGACUCGGCCCGCUCCCAACACCAUCUGCCCAUCCAGUCCCCAGCCCCAGGAGAGGCCCAGGAGAAGAGGAGGGCCAAGCGUAAACCCAGAGCCGACGUAGUGGUGGUCAGGGGAAAGAUCCGCCUCUACUCUGCCUCUGGGUUCUUCCUCAUCCUGGGUGUAUUGAUCCUGCUGAUGGGCAUCGCCAUGGCCGUGCUGGGCUACUGGCCACACAGAGAGGAUCUCGUAGCGGCCAACGCCAAGCUAUCCACCAACGACACCAGGGUGACCCGGGAGGAAAGUGGUACACUGGCCCAGUUCUUUGAGCAGCACCUGCACUCUGAGAAGAUGAAGAUGCUGGGCCCCUUCACCAUGGGUAUCGGUAUCUUCAUCUUCAUCUGUGCCAAUGCCAUCCUGCACGAAAACAGGGACCGGGAGACCAAGGUGAUCCACAUGAGAGACAUGUACUCCACCGUCAUCGACAUCCACAGCCUGAGGAUCAAAGAGCACAAGUACAUGAAUGGGGCCUACUCCGGCUCUUAUGGGGAGCAUGAGGUCAGGACCUAUGAGAACCAGUGUGCCUCCAAGCUUGCUGCUAACACCCUGCUAGGGUUCCCCAGCAUGGGGAACAAUGUGAGGGUGUCUCGCAGGGCCAGCUCUACGGAGGACGAGGAGGGCCUUCUCAAUGAGGCCAAAGGGGGGCAUGGUCUCCUGCCUUCACUCUACAGAGAGCGCUCUGGCUCCAUCUUUGGUCUGCAGCAUGAGGGCAGCCGCCACAGGGACGAGAGGAGCAGCUUCCCCAAGAGAUGCCAGACCAGGUCAAUCGUCUCGUCCUCGAUCAGCGCUUUCACCCUGCCCGUUAUCAAGCUCAACAACUGUGUGAUCGACGAGCCUGACAUGGACAACAUCACAGAGGACCUGGAGCACAUUCGGGUUAGGUCCCGACCCCCCUCUGUGGAGUCCCUGGCUGUGCCUGUUCCGGCAGACAUUGCCAAAGCCUACAAACCUCCCGACGUCAUGCUCCUCAGGAGUAACUCAGCCACAGAGUCCCACUCCUUCUCGUCCUCUCAUAGCUCUCUGUCCCCAGGCUCUGCCAGUGGGAGGUACCUGUCCCCCGGGACUGCCCGCAAGGACUUCGGCUCUAACAACUCCCUCCACAUGCUUUCUUCUCACUCUAAGUCUCUGGACCUGGAUCGAAGGCCCACCACCCUAACAGUGAAGCCAGAGCAGAGGAAACAUCCCAGCUGGCCCCGGCUGGACCGCAGCAAUAGUAAAGGCUACAUGAAGCUGGAGAACAAGGAGGAUCCUAUGGACAGACUGCAGUUGCCCCAGGUAGCAGUCAAGCAGGAUUACACCAAGAAAGAGAAACUGCUCAUGAUCUCCAGGUCUCACAAUAACCUCAGCUUUGAACACGAUAAGCAGUUCAUGAACAACACUAUGAAACGAGGGAGCUCUGAGACCAGGUUUUAAAUGGAACUCUUACAAAACCUGGUCUCAGACGUGUUUGUGCCGUCUUGCCAACUCCUACGGUCAUUGCCACCUGAUGAGGACCAUAUGAGUUGGCAAGAAAGCACAAACACAUCUGGGUCCAGGCUAUAUGAAGCCCACUACUUGGACCUAAAUCUAACAAUGUGUUUGUUUGUGUGACAAGAUCAUUCUGCAAUACAAUUCUAGCUGUUCACUCUCAGUGUUGCUUAGUAAAUUGUAAGUGUGAUCACAUGUUGUUUUGGGAUGGAGCUCUCAGGUAGUCCGUCUGUUUGCAGUCUAAAGAAAGAGUGGCUGUGUUACGUGUGUGAGAUAUUUGCAGCACAAAUCAAUUCAUAAACUUUUUUCAAAUUAGGUUUAAAGUGAACUUAGAAGUACAGAAACCUACACCAUUAACUUGUGGUUUGUUUUUCUUGUCACAUUUCCAGUCUUUGUGUUGUUGCAACACGCUGUACUUUUUGUUCAAACCGGUCAGUGUACGUACAAGAGUUGUUUAGAUAUUUUGCUAUGGAGCUUUUAAUAAUGUAAUUGUUCUCAACACACACUGCUAUUUUUUUAAGGAAAAAGGUGUAAAAUUUACAAUUUACUCAGAAUAAAAUUAAGCUUUUCAAUGAGUAACAUUUGUCUUUGAUGAUAGCCUAUACUAUUUUGUUCUCCCCAGCCUUGGAAAUGUGCUAUGUGUUCACAGAAAAGUAUUUAACCUUGCCUUAGUAGAUGUAUUUUAAACACAAAGAUAGAGUCAAUACUAUAAACAGUACAGAGUAUUUCUGCUCGCAUCUGUUUGUCUGAUAUUCAUUUAGUCUCUUGAAUUCUGAAAGUGAAUGAACUGAGAAAUUCUCCUAACAUUGCUUUCUCGCCCCACAAACUUUGAAUCGGUUGUGAAGGGAAAAUAUUUUAUCUUUGGAAGCAAGGAAGUAAAUAGCAUUCCCAUGUUGAACAAUAGGAGAUCUGGAAGUACCGAAUUGGGAGCUGCCAGAGUAGAGAGGAGUCUCAUAAGAUGGUUCCAUCUGGAGGGGGAGUGAACCAAGAUGUGUGUGACUUCCAGGAAGCCUCAUAUUGAAACAAGGUUUGCACAUUGUCAAUACGAACAGGAGAAACUGUGCCGUGUGCAUGUUCAGGAUUUGAUAUAUUUUCCAUGUUUUCUUUUGCUGAAAUGUCUAUCUGACUGCAAUUAGAAAGACAUUUGAUUGAAUAUUUUUGUGUCCCCUAUUUGUUAUCUGUAAGAGGUGGUAUUUUGUGAAAACAGCAAUCAAUGAAACAUUGGAUGUCUGGGUGCAAGUCUAUUUUGGACAGGUGGAGUGGCGUGAAUUCCAAUCCGCCUCUCAUAGUCUUCAACAAUACACCCUCUGCCUUGCCGAUUUGGUCUGUUAUUGCUAUGCUCUUUUAAGCAUGGGUAGACUAUUCACAAUAUAUCAUCUUCCCAUAAGCCACUUCUAAAAUAAUAAGGUAAUAUCAUCCCAUUGAGCACAUACUGGUUAAAUCAACGUUGUUUCCAUGUAAUUUCAAUGAAAUUAUGUCGAACCAACGUGGAAUAGACAUUGAAUUGUCUGUGCCCAGUGGGAUAUGGAUGAAGCAUUGGCUAAUCCUCUGAUGUUCUUAAGUAGUGAAUGUUACUUCAUGCAAAGUAAUAAAGAGUAUCUCUUGCUUUGAUUUUGUACAUUUGUAUAGAAUAUCGUGGCAUAUACAGUGCCUUGCGAAAGUAUUCGGCCCCCUUGAACUUUGCGUCAUUUUGCCACA